This is a messenger RNA of Rotaria sordida, 645 nucleotides long. Lineage: Eukaryota; Metazoa; Rotifera; Eurotatoria; Philodinida; Philodinidae. The record is from the annotation of a GenBank genome assembly.
AUGCCAAUGGUAAAAAUAAUUUUAUUAUUUUUGAUCAUAUCAGCUACCUUUGUGGAUGCUCGUGUGCGUCGUAAACGACGUCAAUUAUCAUCAGCAAGUUAUUAUAUCUCAGAUGUAAAUCCAUAUUCCGGCUCUUAUUCUCCAUCAUCACCUUUAACAUAUCCAUCAGGUUCAUAUUAUAAUGCUCCUAAUUAUGGUUAUUCAAAUACGGGCUAUAAUGGAGAUCAACCUGAUAUUACGAAUUAUUACGCUAAUGAUUUAAGUCAAUAUGGUCCAGUAUAUCCGCCUAAUUAUAAUAUGCAGUAUCCGUUGGGACCAAGUCAGCCUUAUGAACUUCCAAAUUUAGGUAGUGCCUAUGGUAGUGGACUGUAUGGAGCGUACGGAACACUGCAAUAUGGUUAUGGAGCUACAGGAUUUAAUAAUCGAUAUCCUAAUUGGCAACAAGGGAAUGUUGCUCAAUAUUUUACAGGUGGAACAGGUAGUGGUUUAGUUCUUCCAAAUUAUCAGUGGUAUCGAUCAAACAGAAAUGUUCCUUUCCAAGGACGAUCAGGUGAUGGUCGCGAUCGCAGUUCUAUUGGACUAAAUCCACCUGUGCCUUCUGACAAGUCGGCCGCAAUUAGCCCACGAGUCAAGCGAAAAGCUUAA